AUGCGCAAUGCAACCGUCUUUGUGUCAGAAUUUGUGCUGCACUGUGAAGUCACAUCAGAAAUUCGAAGCUUUACUGUUGUCGCCCUGGCCAUCGUUUAUCUGGUGACCCUUGUUGGAAACCUUUUGGUCCUACUGGUAAUAAUCCUAGACCACCAUCUCCAAACCCCUAUGUUUUUUUUGAUAGGUACCCUGGCUGUUAUAGACUUGCUACACAACACUAACUUGAUCCCUAAAAUGAUGGCUCUUCUCCUGUUUGACACUUCUCCUGUACCCUUUGGUGCCUGCUUGGCUCAGAUGUUUCUGGUCUUUCAUCUUGAAAUAGUAGAAUCCUUUCUCUUCACUGUUAUGGCAUAUGACCGCUAUAUUGCUGUUAUUCACCCAUUGAGAUACCCUCAACUUGUAAAUGGCAGAACUGUGUGGGCAGGCGUCUUAUUAUGCAAUGUUCUCUCUGGCAUGCCAAUGACAGUAUAUUUGGUAUUUGUCCAUGAACUUUCUUUUUGCCGCACUAAUGUCCUGCCGUAUUGCUUCUGUGACUUUGCCAGUAUGGUUCUGGUUUCUUGCACUGACAAUUCUAAAUACUUGCAUUUUCUCUCAACAACCGCAACCACGCUUGGUUUUGGGACGUUGGCAAUAACCCUCUUUUCUUAUGGCAGGAUUGCCCAUGCGGCACUCAAGAUUUCAUCAUCUGAAGGCAAAGGAAAGGUCUUUGAUGUGCUCAUCACACACCUGCUUGUGGUAUUACUCUUCUAUUUGCCGUUGCUGUCUGCUUUCAUUUUACCUGGAGUAGGAGUGAAGCUGUCAACUGAAGCCUACAACGCUUUGGUUAUAAUCGGUACUGUUGUGCCCCCGAUGAUCAAUCCCAUCAUCUACAGCUUUAGGAACAAGGAAAUGAAAAAUACGAUAAAGAAACUAUUCACGGGGAAAAGAACGACUCCAGGAAUCAAUGACCAUAAAAUACGUCAGAAAGGAAAUGAAGCUUUUAGAGGAAAAGUUGAAUCAAAUGUGAAUUUGAAAUGA
This is a messenger RNA of Erpetoichthys calabaricus (reedfish), 1017 nucleotides long. RefSeq names its product olfactory receptor 7G1-like. Gene Ontology annotation, biological process: G protein-coupled receptor signaling pathway. Gene Ontology annotation, molecular function: olfactory receptor activity; G protein-coupled receptor activity. Gene Ontology annotation, cellular component: membrane. The record is from RefSeq and is a predicted model, not a curated record. The transcript has a single exon. Bases 1 to 1017 code for a protein of 338 amino acids. NCBI's taxonomy places the organism in Eukaryota, Metazoa, Chordata, Cladistia, Polypteriformes, Polypteridae.